UGAUCCUACCUGGCCAGCUGAAGCAAUUGGAGAAAAACAAUCGUACGCUGUGUAUUGGUGCACUCUCGGGAAGUAUUAUUUAAUUAAUAAUGUUGUUUUCCGGCACCAGUGCUGCCGUAGAGAGUACAACCAUCUAAAGUCAACGUGCGCCGUAAUCAAACGAAACAUUUGGAUAAACUCCCCCUCCUUCCAAAGCCAAUGUCCAAUCACUAUGAUAUUCCAUCGUGGGCCGGAAAGCCACCGACCGGUCUGCAUCUGGAUGUGAUGAAGGAGGACAAGCUCGUCCAGAAGCUGAUGAUCGACGAAAAGCGAUGCUACCUGUUCGGGCGUAAUCCGCAGAUGAACGACUUCUGCAUCGACCAUGCUUCCUGUUCGCGGGUCCACGCCGCCUUCGUCUACCACAAGCAUCUUCACAUCGCUUACCUAGUCGACCUCGGCAGCACGCACGGCACGUUCAUCGGUUCGGUCCGCCUGGAGGCCAACAAACCGACCCAGCUGCAGAUCAACAGCCAGUUUAGCUUCGGUGCCUCCACCCGCCACUACAUACUGCGCGAGCGGCCAACCGUCGGGUCGCGCACCAACAUCAUGGAGGACAUACCGAUGAUGGACAUCAGCGACGGCACCUUUCUCGGGUUGCCCGAAAGUCAAACCGAACUCGAUAAUCUAACCGAAUACAAUACGGCCCACAAUCGGCGCAUCUCGAUGCUCGGCAUCGCGGACGACGGUGGCAGUGUCGGCGGGGCGGGCGGUGCCGGCGGACCGGGCAGUACCGGCGGCAGCUCGUACAAGAAGAACAAGCGCAACAAGCGGAAAGGGGUCGCGUUCAACGAGGACGAAAUCAUCAUCAACCCGGAAGACAUCGAUCCAUCAAUCGGCCGGUUCCGCAAUCUCAUCCAGUCCACCGUCGUGCCGGUGUCGGCCAAGCGUGCCAAGAUGGAGGUGCAGAACAACAUGGGCAUUGUGACGUCACCAUCGACCAGCGGCAUGAAAGCCGGUGGGUUCCAUCUGCACUCCCAUCACCACGCGCUGACGGGAGGUGGUCACGGUCAGGCUCAGGGGAGCGCACCGACCAGCCUUUACCACGGAAUCGAUCCGGUUGAUGGUGGUGGUGGUGCGGGAAGUAGUGGCGCAGGAGCCAGUUCGUCCUCCGAUGGGCGUGGCUUCGGAAGCUUCGACAUGGACACGACACCAAGCGGGCUGUCGACCAAGCUGGGCAUACUGUUGCCAAAUCCGGCACCGGACGUCAACCCGGCACCGCCGCAGGUCCGUGAGCCGUCCACCUCGGUGCCGAUGUUCGCCGUACCGGGUGCGACUGCGUCCGGUAGUGGCAUGAACGCUGCUGGUAAGCGAAACAAUUAUGAUCAAAGUAGUCGAUCGUGCGAUGCUAAUUGUAUUUUCACUACGUUCUGCUUUCAGCCAAAGCCGGGGAGAAGCAACCGGACACGUCGGAUGAGCCGAAGAAGAAGAAGUAUGCCAAGGAACAGUGGCCGGGCCGGAAACCGCUCGGAUUGGGCAGCUUUUAAGCGAAAGGAGACUGGUAACCUCGUGCAAACACACACACUCAUGCAUUACAGACAACAGCGCAACACUAUCUGAGGAACGCAAAUGGUGUACAGGACGAACAAUAUUCUGUAACAUUUAAUAGUCAUAGUCGCUGCACCGUGUGUCCACUCUGGCCGAGCUUGUCCGGUGGAAGGUGAAGCAUAUUUGUAAAACAUACAGAACUAUAAGAAACUGGUAGAUUUGAGAAAUAAAAAUGAAAUCGUACGCAGAA
This is a messenger RNA of Anopheles gambiae (African malaria mosquito), 1774 nucleotides long. RefSeq names its product nuclear inhibitor of protein phosphatase 1 (gene NiPp1). The coding region runs from base 199 to 1596 and encodes 465 amino acids. The record is from RefSeq and is a predicted model, not a curated record. NCBI's taxonomy places the organism in Eukaryota, Metazoa, Arthropoda, Insecta, Diptera, Culicidae. Gene Ontology annotation, molecular function: mRNA binding; protein binding; protein serine/threonine phosphatase inhibitor activity. Gene Ontology annotation, cellular component: nuclear speck. The transcript has 4 exons.